GUUGGGUAUAAAAGGCGUACGCGGGUCAAUGCCAACCGCAGCGCCUGGGACGUGGCCGAGGGGAGAUCAGAGAGCAGAGAGCAGUGCCGGCCAUGGGAGCAGCAGCCCCAGCCCUCCUGGUCCUGCUCGGCCUGACAGCAGCUGUUUGUGAUGCCCAGAACACCUGCCCAGAUGUGAAAAUAGUGGGGCUGGGUGAUGCCGACCGGCUCGCCGUUCUCCAAGGAUGCCCAGGGAUCCCAGGCACCUCUGGCCCUAAAGGAGAACCAGGUCUGCCGGGGACAAAAGGAGAAAUGGGAGCCCAGGGACUCCCUGGAAAAGCAGGACCACCUGGUAUAAAAGGAGCAGCUGGAGAGCCUGGCUUCCCAGGGCUAAAAGGAACGAAAGGAGAGCCUGGAUUUCCAGAAACAUGGGAAGCCAGGAGCUGCCAAGAGCUAUCGGGUAAAGGGAAGAUCCUGAGCGGCUGGUACACCAUCUACCCCCAAGGCUGUAACGCCACUACUGUCUUCUGCGACAUGGACACGGAUGGUGGAGGAUGGAUUGUUUUCCAGAGGCGCUGGGAUGGGUCAGUGAACUUCUUGCGAGACUGGGAUUCAUACAAACGAGGCUUCGGCAGCCAGCUGACAGAGUUCUGGCUGGGGAACGACAACAUCCACUUCCUCACCUCGCUGGGACCCUGUGAACUCCGCAUUGACCUGAGAGACUUUGAAAACAACUACUAUUUUGCCAAGUAUGCUUCAUUCAGAGUUUUAGGAGAGUCUGAGAAAUACAAACUGGUUCUAGGAGACUUCCUUGGUGGAAAUGCCGGAGACUCCUUAUCAUACCACAAGGACAUGCCAUUUUCAACAACAGACCAGGACAACGACAUGAGCUCCUUUAACUGUGCCACAGAAUACAAGGGAGCGUGGUGGUACAACGACUGCCACUACUCCAACCUGAACGGGAUGUACUGGCUGGGUGCUCACGGGAGCUAUGCUGAUGGCAUGAACUGGAAGACCGGCAAAGAAUACCAUUACUCCUAUAAGCGAACAGAAAUGAAAUUCAGGCCAGUGUAACACGGCAAAAGGGUGUGUGACUAGUACCAACAGGGACCAUUCGACAGCCAAGAGACAACAAUGUUAUUCAAGGGCAAAAUUGGACCAGGAAGGAUAUUACAGGUUGUGCCUUCAGCCUAGAGCAGACUUUUAGAGACCAGAAGAGAUAGUUGCUGGUUUGACCUCCUUUUAGCACCAGACUCACCCUGGACUAUCUCCAGCAGCCCCACAGAUGCUGACUGAACCCGAGCAUCUUUUUCUGAAAGUGUGUUACCUUGGCUUGAAGACCAGGUGAUGGGGGAGCUACUGCAUCUCAGUAAAGCUCUCAGAUAUUGUUACCUUAAAUGGUAAUUACUGGUAAUUUUCAGUCCAA
This is a messenger RNA of Columba livia (rock pigeon), 1404 nucleotides long. Its product is annotated as ficolin-2. The record is from RefSeq and is a predicted model, not a curated record. Gene Ontology annotation, biological process: complement activation, lectin pathway. NCBI's taxonomy places the organism in Eukaryota, Metazoa, Chordata, Aves, Columbiformes, Columbidae. The transcript is spliced from 9 exons. Gene Ontology annotation, molecular function: carbohydrate derivative binding; antigen binding; signaling receptor binding. Bases 93 to 1052 code for a protein of 319 amino acids.